UAUUAGUUAGAUUUAUAUUUCUAUAUCGUAUAACUCUUUAUUAAUGAAUUAAUUAAAAUCAAGAUUUAGCUUAUAUAAUAGGGAUUUGUGUUCUAAUUGUCGCUAAGGUAGAAUCUACCUCUACCGGUUGUACCUGGCAAACUCUUUUGCCAAUUUGUUCGGUAUCGUUUUUUGUUUCCACUUUUCUCAGAGUAGUUUUUUGUUGUCAGUUUUCAAAAUUAACAUGAUUAUUAUAAGUACGAUUAUUAUUUUUAGUUCAUGAUUCAAUAUAAAUAAUAUGAUUAGUUAUAUUACCAAAAACUGAAAUCUGACAGUGAUACCGAAAACUAACAGUGAUACCGGAAAACUGAUAGUUAUACCGAAAACUGAAGUGAUACCGAAAACUGACAGUGAUAUCGGAAAUUGCUGACGUGGCACGCUACAUUCACCCUAAAAAAACAUUGAUAUGUUUAAAUUUACUUGUUCUGAUGCUUAUAGUGACAAUGGGAAACUCCAUACAAGGAGAUCAGACUAAAAUGUCAGCUGCUAAAUCUUCACUGAGAGGCUGUGCAUCAAAAUUUCCUCAACCUCUGAGUUCUGAAGACUUGCAGGAAGCUCAAACUUUAGGUGAUACAGUUUAUCAGGUCAACCAUGAUAAGCUGAAGCUGCAAGACAUUAUUUACCGAUCGUCUGAAGGCGAUAAAGACGUUCUCCGGCAAGUUUUCCGGUGGGAUCUCGCCCCUUACGGUGACGUCUUUCAGCAUGGUUUUCAGGCACAUCACAAAAAUAGAGUCCACGACAAGACCUCCUACGAUCUGCAUUCCUACGUGCAAGGCCGUGGGAGGCCUUUGGACUCGAGGAAAACGUCUGAUUUUGCGUUUAUUAGCACCACCGUUAGCAACUCUUGGUAUCCGCCGGUAGCAACCGGUGACGGGAACUCAAAGACAGUUGAAGUUUACAGGUACGAGAUCUAUGCACCGGGAGGUAUAUGGACUUCAUUGACUCUUGGUGAAAAGAAUGACAGGAAGUUUAAGAGGUUGGAUGAGGUUGUUUUUGUUGGUGGAAUUGCUUCUCAGUAUGUUCGAUCUGCUCAACUUUUCAGACUUACUGGUAAUCCAGAUGGGACUACAACAAUAGAAAGAGCUAACAAUGUGCUACUAAUAAACAACAACUUCAGUCCACAAUCUCAUCCUUUAAAACUUCUCAACAUUCAGAACCCAGUAUCUGAUUACACAGACUCAAACAGGACUCCCCUGUCACAAACUGUAUAUCAGUCAUCAAACAACAACAACAACAAUACCAAUAUCAUUAAUUGGUAUGCUAAUGAUGUUGCUAAUCUCGACGUAUACAUGAGUGCUGCACUUCGUUCAUCUCAUACAAACGAAGCCUAUUACGUUUUACAAAACUUGGUUACGUUAUUGAACUAUGAUCCCGGGGGCACACACGACCAUGUAGUAGACGGUCCAUCUUUUGUUUCGGAAAUGUUCAAGUCCCUCGAAUAUACACCUUUCGGAGAGCAUGGAAUUGAUGGUGCAUUGAAAUCGCGUGAUGAUGAAGCGUUCAUCUUUUGCGCGAAUCUUUGUCUUUUGAUAAACUAUGCACCAGACACCAGGAAUGACACGAUAGUCAAAGGUCCAAUGACUGUCGUUGAGAUGUUUCCUUUCUUAAAAGGAACCGUGUUUGAGAAUGGCAUAGAUUCGGCAUGUGAGUUGAAAUCAGCAGAAGAUGAAGCUUAUUUCUUCAAGGGAAACUUAUGUGCACAUAUAAACUAUGGUUCUAACCCUCAACUGAUUACGCAAGGUCAGAUCGGUCAAUUCAUUCCUCUACUAAAGGGUACCGUGUUUGAGGGUAUCGGUGUUGAUGCAUCAUAUGCUUCACAUGCUGAAAAUGAGGUGGCUUAUUACUUUAAGUAUAACAACUAUGGACAAAUCAAUGUUAAUGUGGAAGAUGGGGUUGAGUAUUUGUAUGGUGUGUUUGUAAUGGGUGACAAUGCUCCUGUCAUUCAUAGCUUCGUGCCCCAGAAAAACCGCGGUCUUGACAUACGCAGCAAUCCUGGAGCUCUCCCGAGCCCUGAUGAGUAUGAUUAUGAUGAACUUUGAAGAUAUUGGGUGUUAUAUGAAUAUCAUGUGAUUUAAAAUCUUUUGUGCUUUUAGGCUUGUUUUGUAUCUUGUUGUUUGUAAUAAUGUGAUUUAAAAUCUUUUGUGCUUUUAGGCUUGUUUUGUAUCUUGUUGUUUGUAAUAAUGACCAUCAGUCGAACUGAAUAGCCCUGAGUUUUUUUUAUUUUGUAGAGAUGCA
Spinacia oleracea (spinach) is the source of this 2274-nucleotide messenger RNA. RefSeq lists its product as uncharacterized. The record is from RefSeq and is a predicted model, not a curated record. Lineage: Eukaryota; Viridiplantae; Streptophyta; Magnoliopsida; Caryophyllales; Amaranthaceae. The transcript is spliced from 3 exons. The coding region runs from base 468 to 2078 and encodes 536 amino acids.